Molecule: messenger RNA, 2229 nt
Organism: Westerdykella ornata
Lineage: Eukaryota; Fungi; Ascomycota; Dothideomycetes; Pleosporales; Sporormiaceae
Exons: 4
Coding region: 1-1992 (663 amino acids)
Source: RefSeq, a predicted model, not a curated record
AUGCGUCCGACAGAGGACAAAUAUGCAGGGCGGAAACCCACCCGCAUAAUCUACCUGCCGCCAGAGCACCGCCCGGAUAUCACCCCUCAUAGUGUUCGGCAAUAUUGCGACCAAUGGACAAAAGAGACGGGUUGUGGAGUCGUCCCCGUCUUCCGUUAUCGUAAACUGGAGCGGUUCGAGCUCUUUGGCUCAGGCAGCCAAGUAGAUGCCGCCACUCGCUCUGUCAACAAAUGGGUUGAGUAUGCAAAAUCAAAGAGGGGUGGAACACUAGGCUGGCACAAGCUGUCGGCAUUCGACGUCAAUCGGGGGUAUUAUGAUGAAAUCAAUGACAUGGAGGCAGAUCGGAAGCAGAUGUUCAGGUCCGCGGUCCCAGAGGGGAUGAAUCUGCCCUGCAAGGUUACUGUUCCAUGGCCAGAGAAGCUCCUGAAAGCGAGCAACACAAUUACCCCAAGGGAUGCAUUUGGAAACAAGCUAGAGAACCUUGACGUUAUACGCCAGUCUGACGAGGUUUUUAUCACGCUCCUGCCCCAAGGAAAUCCGCCCUGGCAGGUCGAGAUACAGGGCUUCGCCGAGGCGAACGUUCAAGCUGCGAAGGAGCAUUACCUUAACCUGGUCGCUAAGAUUGAGAAGAAGGAAUUCUCGCAAUCUGAGACUACAAACCUGAUAUUAGACGAGGAGGAAGGAACGCAGGUGGUGUUCCAGCCACCACCUACCUGGUGGCCAGCUAGCUCAGGAAUUGUUCCCCGACUAGUGACCUCACUGAUGGACGAUGCCGGAGAAUUCCGCAACAGACCAUUACAUGCUGUACGGCUUACGCAAGUGGAGGAUGAACUCCUUGAAGCUCUAGGCAGUAUCCGUUAUGAACCUGGGUCAUACGACUUCGCUAUUCGAUUAGGAUGUAUGGCCCUUCGCGGAGGUUGGAACCAGGACCGCGUGCUUAGAUACGGAGUGGCUCUGGCCGACCUUAAGAGGUUUAUGGAGGGCACGGUUUCUUGUCAGACCAGGAAAUGGCUCUUUGAACAUAGUAACGGAGUUCAGGUUCUCCAAUCUUUGAUGGACCAUGAUGAUACCCUAGAACCUGUGAAGACUGGCGACGGCUUCUUCGGUGUCGCUCCAUCCUCUCUCCAGGAAACACGACCAGGAUUCAGAGCUACAUACGUUAUAGAGGAUCCCAACCAGCCAAACCCUAGGGACAUGAUGCCAGUACCCCGCAAUCCUGGAAGGCCUCUACCUAGAGCUAGUGCUGCAGGUGCACCCCUACCUUCCACUCGCAACUGUGUUGUGGUACAGGUUGACUGGACCGAGGACGAAGACGGCGGUUUCGAGAAGAUGGAGCCGAAGUUUUUCAAGCUGAAAGCAGGCAGCUUGAGUCCUACAGAGCACAUGGACAUCAAUCUCAUAGAGCUCGCUGAAUCUAAGGUUUGGCACUUUGGGCUAGAAUCCAUGAAAGUCAUGCACAAGUCGACCGUAUCACCAGUCUUGAAGACGUUCGCCCAAGGGGUGAAACUCCAUCCCCAACGUACUGGACAGGAUUGCCUAGAAAGAUUCGCUUCUUACACGCCGAAUCCAAGUGCGCGGAUUGUCUAUAGCCGCCUUGACAAGGUUUAUACCUUUGGCAUAACAGGUACUGGGUAUCGGGUGGAGUUCACAGCCAUGUGGUACCCAAGUCGAGGCACGCCAUUAUGGGGUCUUUCUGUUCGCCACAUAGAGUGGCCACUUCAUUUGCAGGAGCUAGAGAAUCUCCAGCCAGGUGGUUCCGCACAGUGGAAGAUGGAUUUGGUGAGGCUGUUCUUCCCAGAGGACGGAGUGACGUCGAAGGAGCAGCAGAAGGGCGACGGAGAUAGCCCUCAUGGGAACGGAGUCAAACUUCUCUUCGAAAGGUUGAUGAAGCUGUCGAGCAUCAUCAAGGCAGCCACGCCGGAGCCAGCACAGCAUGUCCGCACGCUUGGAGAUGGCCUUGCCAAUCUGAAAUUGGUCGAUUUAGAAGAUUAACGUCCGACUGAGACCGUUGUUCUUCAGCAAUCGGAUUGUGGGGCAGCACCAACUGGUAGGACCUAACAAGGGAUGACGGCAGGGUUUUAUUUCCCAACGAUUCUCUAGCUUGGGACAGGGCAGAUGUCAUGAGAUCUCGGACGUCAUGUGCUGCUUGAAGGAGAAAUGGCAUCCAUAGCUAGAGAAUUGAAAUAUACGAUCAAACAUGUGCUCUCUGCGUGCAAUUGAAGGAGAACC